This is a messenger RNA of Zychaea mexicana, 681 nucleotides long. RefSeq lists its product as uncharacterized. NCBI's taxonomy places the organism in Eukaryota, Fungi, Mucoromycota, Mucoromycetes, Mucorales, Lichtheimiaceae. Bases 1 to 681 code for a protein of 226 amino acids. The record is from RefSeq and is a predicted model, not a curated record. The transcript is spliced from 2 exons.
AUGAACAUCGCUGAUAUUUUGAAUCCCACUGCACCCAACAACACUUGUACGCCCACCAUCUACGAAGAAGAGCAUCGACUACUUUCACCGCCCUUGUCGCCAUUCCAUGCAGAGGACGUACACUAUCUGCAGCAACAUCAACAUCCUCAUUACUACGGUGAUAGCAGCAGCUCUGAUGCAAACGCCGUCGCUAACAAUUACGGCAAACCACGAAGCCGUUUCUCAGAAUACGAGGAUGCAGUUAUUUGUGAAGGUGUUGCCAGGGGCCUGACCUGGGGCCAGAUCUCUGGCCAGUUGCCACACCGCAAGCGAGCGACAUGCUUUAACCGAUACCGAACACUUCAAGGCAUUCGCAAGUCGCGCAAGCGAUCAUCCAUCGUAUCUGCAAAGUACAAGCCAUUGACGCCUCCUUCGUCGCGUCGCGCAUCCAUCGUUUCCUGCUCAACGCGAACCUUCUUUACGCCAUCGCCAUCUCCGCCCCUUGCUUCUUCGCCUUGGUUACCGACAACCCCGCCACUGUCGACUAACAACAACAACAUCGCUACUGGUAACCAUAGCAACAACGAUGCUCGUUACUAUGGCGACUAUGAUCUUGUACGAACCCCUUCGGCAUUUGCUUCGUUAAGCCGUCCAUCGACCCUGUGGAUGGAGCCACGCCCAUGUUCAUAUUACCAAAUCUAA